Molecule: messenger RNA, 11228 nt
Organism: Podarcis lilfordi (Lilford's wall lizard)
Lineage: Eukaryota; Metazoa; Chordata; Lepidosauria; Squamata; Lacertidae
Source: the annotation of a GenBank genome assembly
GGAGCAGUCACGUGCCAAGCGUUUUCGCGCCUCGGCAGUUAACGGUUAACGCAAUUUGCAUAUUGCAGGCUCACUCAUCCCUCAUAGCUCCUGCUUUUUCUGGAGAGUAAGCUCUUUUUUUUUUUUUUUAAGAAAAGGGACCAUAUUAAUGAAAAUUAAAAAAUAGGCACCAUGCCCCACUAGACUUGUGAGAAAACAGCUUUCCCAAGCGACUUGCGAAUGUGUUGGUUUUACAUUUUAUUUUUCAACAAGAAUUUGCCAUUUUGCCCUCACCCUGUGUUGAGUGAGUGGAGAGGGGUGGGUGGGAAUUAGUUGCUCAUAACUUAAUUUUACGGUGUGGCCCUAACCUAGUCUGUUCAGAAAUAAUUCCUGCUGAAUUCAAAGGAUUUUGAAUCCAGGAAACAGGAAUUAGGAUUGCCGUCUUAGUCAGGUUCUGUAUCUGUCGCAAACCCACUUUGCCAGAAAGGGGGUGAUACGCAAAUAAACCCAAUUAAGGCUGAUCUAUAUAACCCUUUUCUAGUGUUAUCACCCUUAAAGUGAGUUUGUAGCAGGUAAAGAACGUCAAAGUUCCUUGCAACAAAUCAACAGCAAUCCAAACGGGAGUGUCGGAGCAAGACAGCAAAUUCUUCGACAUAUCCCAACCCCUGCUGGCCUGUGGAAGGUGGGGUGGCAUUAUUAUUUGCUGUGUGUGUGGAUGCCAGGCUGGUGUAGCUGGGGGUGAUCUCUGCGGCUUUGGAUCCAGAGUCAUAAUUGUUUCAGCCUAAAACUACCAGCAACAGCUUCCCACCAAAAUGGACAAAACAAGAGUCUCGGCUAUGGCAAGCCGCCCUCCAACCAGUGUUCAUCCUCCUCACUAAUACAGGCUGGCAGAGAGGUGGCUACAUGCCAUCCAGUUCCCCAUGCCAUCCAGUUCCCCAUGCCAUCCAUACUGGGGUGUGGGUGUGUGUGGAUGGGUGCAGAAUUGUACUUUAAAAAAAGGCUCUUAAAAAGCAUCCAACAGACCAUUUCAGUAAUCAUGAUUUAGGCAGACAUGUGGUAAAAGUAAAACUUAAAACUGAACUAAUUCAGACAAAUGUUGAACUGAAAAUGAACCAAAAUUAUCAAACAUGUUACAGUGAUAUUAAUUUAAUUAAAGAAGGCUAAGGUGGUAGAAUGUAACAAUUAUUUAUAUAAAACAUUGACUGACACCCCCCACUUUCUGCACAAUAACCGGAACUCAAGGCAGCUAACCAUAAGAGAAAAAUUUCAGUUACGUAAGUUUUUUGUAAAAAGGCUGUGGUGACUGAUGAAGGCACUGGUCGGAACAGAACUUCCCAAGUGACCUAAGUAUUAGUCAUUUGGUUUAGGCUCAAUUGUUACUAUGCCAGUUAUCUUGCCAAGUGGUUCAGAAGGGGAAAGGAAAGUUUGUCCUUGGAAAAUCCAAAUUUCCACUUCAGUUGGUUAUUAUAAGCACCCUCAUAUAACUUGAACAAUUGGCUAAAGUUACUUGUCCUCCUCCCUUUCCCAUUUUCCCCCUGUUGUACCUGCCUGUUAUAUUGUAAACCUGGGAGAAGUAGCUGAUCUGGCAACCAUUUUUGCUGUAGAGAGGUAGAAAAAUAUAUUUCUAUAUAAAAUAAAUGCUGAUCUUUAUAUAUUUAUAUCCAUUGAACAGGCAUGGCAAAUUAAGAGAAAACCUAAAAUGACAGCCAUGUUGAGAACAGGCACUGCAGACAGAAUGAGUCGGCGAAGCAGCACCAGCAUCAGGGAUGGUAACUUACUGUGGAUGGGAGGCCUGUACUGGAUAGUGGGAAAUGAAUCUAGUUGCUCUUCAUGUAGUCUGUGAAUUAUAGGGGGAUCAGCCACUUUCCUUUUGUGACUGCCCCUUUAGCUACAAUUUUUAGAAAAUUAUGGGAGUGGUAUGACUAAAGUUGUGAGGGAGGAUGUCAGGAGAUGUGAUUUGUGAAUUUCAUUGGUACCCCCCCCCAACUCUCCCAUCCCCCCAAUUCAAGCACUGCCCUCAUAGAAGUGACUUGGCCCUAUCACUUCCAGUUGAAGAGAAUUCUGGAGGCUUAUGUUGAAAGCUAAGCUAAACAGUUUUCUUUAACUUAAUUUAAAUUUUGAGUGGGAAGUGCCAGCACAAUCCUAUACUUCUCUACUCUGAUGUCAUCCCUAUAGGGUUCAAUAGAACUUGUUCCUAGACGUAGCUAUAUAACUGCAGCUCUAAAUGUAUUAAGUAUUUAUAUAUGAAAACAUUUGAGGAUGGUGCUGCAACAACAACAAGCAGCCAAACUGCUUAAAAGAAUGGCUACAGUUGGUGACUCUUGGGUUCCUAGUAAAUCACAAGGUUGAUCCCAAACUCACAAGCCUAAAGUCUGUCCUGCAAUUAUUUAGUGAGUAUUUUAAAAUGUACAUUAAAAGACAUCAGCAAACCCAUCAGGAUUUUUCAGUUGGUCUGGACCUGCUGAUAAAUCCUGCAUUAGGGCUGCAAACCUAUAUGCAUUUACCUGGGAGCAAGUCCCAUUGUACUCCAUGGGACUAAAUACAAGGAAACAUGUUUUAGAGAUUGCACUGUAAAGUAAAUGAUAACAUAUGCAGUACAGAAUGAAGCAUAGCACUUUACUGCAGUUGCCCCAUCUUGCCAGCAGGAGGGCCCACACCUGCAAGCUGCUGCAAUCACCAAAGUUCCCCCAACCUUCCUUCCACCUCAUCCCAGCGCCUCUGCCGUUGCCCCUUCAUGUGCCACUUCUAAUCUAUGCCAUAAAUUAUUGGAAGAGCUCCAGGAAAUUGAAGUAUAGUUAGUAUACAAUGGCAAUUUAUAUUGUACUGUAACUUAUAGAAGUACUGAAAUCUACAGGGUCAGUACUAAGACUGUUGGGCUAGAGCCUGGAUUCAAAACGUCAUGCAGCCACGAUGCUCACUGUACAUACUGGGGUAAAUGGUAUAAUUUUCUUUUGGUGAAUGAUGUAUGCUGCCUGAAAUUCUCUGCCCACUUACUGGAGAGGAAGCGGCACCAAAUUCUUCCCUGAACUAAACUGGGAAACAAGCCACAGAGUGGCUGACUUAGUAGUAGACAAAAUUACUCACAGAGGAGGAGGAUGGGGACCUGGGCACCACCAACAUCACUUCCUAGGUGCUGGACCCGGUCUAGGUUCCAUAAGCCACCACUGGAUCCUAGGGAGGUUGUGGAUUGGCCUCAUAAGUGCACCCACUCCCCAUCUCUCCACAAGGCAGUUCACUGGCCUUGGACAGCGGGUGCAGUGUAUGGGUGCUCUGUCGCUACGGUCAAUGUAUGCUUCACUUUCUGGUCUCUCUUCUUCAAACUCUUGACUCCUGCUAAAUAUGCAUUAAUGAAUGAUGAUGUCAUUGCAAGCAAAUGAGGAGGUACCACAGGUGGGAGACCUGGAAGAGUAGAUCCCAUAUGUAUGCUGAUGACCAAAACCUCAUGAGGAUGGUUAAAAUCUGAAGUUUUUAAUGUUUGAUGUUUUAUUGUGUUUUUAAUAUUCUUGUUGGGAGCCACCCAGAGUGGCUAGGGAAACCCAGGGGUAUAAAUAAAUAAAAUAAAUAAUAAUAAUAAUGAUGAUGAUGAUGAUGCUCAAGAGAGAAGACCAAAUUGGGCGAUUCAGAUCCUAAAUUGUAGGACUUGGAAUGGAAAAAAUAUUCUCCAAAGACUUUUAACAGAGGGGGUGGGGGAUUAAAACGUCUUUGCUGUUUAAUGGAGGCACAUAGAGGACUUUCUUGGUUCUUUUUAGGGAGGAGCAUACCUAACAGUGCCUAUUAUGUAUUAAGAAAUCAGCUGGCUUAUUUUCUUUUCCCUCCUUCCUUUUCUAUAAUUAGCUUUUACUCAGUCCUUCCUUCGAGGACUGCAUUCCAGUAAUCUGAGCGCUUCAUAAAAAUAACAGCUAAUGCUUGGCCCCACAAUCCUGCUUUUUCUGCGCCUCCCACUUUUCCCUCUCGCUCGGUGGACGCACUUGCUCUCUUCCGCAUAUUUAAUAUGUAUUUUAAAUAUGCGCUGCCUUCAGAUAGGAUCAGACCCACUUUGCUUUGCUUCCAAUUCUCCUCCUCCCAUGGGGUUAUAAUAUAUGUUUUCAUCUGCUCGCUAUCUCCACCCCACCGUCCGAGAAACUAUUCCCCAGGCUAUGCCCGCCUGCUUUUCAAUCGGGGCAAAUACGAGCGGCGGUGAGGAUUUGCAUCGGGCUGACGGCGCAGGAAGUUAUCGUGAUGCGCGCCUGAUAGCCGCCCUCUUUUUCCUCGCUUUGUAAGAGAAAGCUGCAACUACCGCUUCAAUUCUGAAUCGGUACCUAGCUCGUGGUAGGGGAUCCAUGAGCCGUCUUUCCCGUACAAAUCAAGUUUCUUGGAGCUCCGGGCUGCUAUUUCAAUUAUGGCAAGUUUAUCUGACCAAGGAGGCUUCCGUCUCAAGCACUCAUGACGAUUCUUUAGGAACUCUCCUACUCCUGUCUCCUUUUAAAUUGAAAUAGUAUUUGACCAUAUUUACCAUAAUGCGUUCGUUAUAGGUUAGCGCGGCAUAGGCAAACUUUACAUCCUUUCUACCUAGACGCCUCUCAUUGAUCGUCUGGGACCACUCCACCUACACCUGUUCUUCUCAAAGCGCAGCGGCUUAAAGGGCUUUUGGACAACAAAUCCCAGUGUGCUCCGCGGCCCAGAACGUGCUUGCCAUUUCCUUCGCGGCUGCCCUCUAGGACUUGUAGUUUCCUCUAUCUUGUUUGCUAACUCCAGCCUUAUUCUGAAGUACUACUGUCCCGUGAUGCUCUUUCAUCAGUGAGAGUGGCGCGUGCGCGGUGGAAACUGGCAGAGGCCUUAGCGGUCCAAAGCUUGUUUGCACCCCGUGUUCCUCUCCUUGAGGCAAUUGAGCCCCCUGAGGUGAGUUAUUGAGACAUAUAUUUAGGAGGUUACUCUCCAGAAAGUAGAGGGGAGGAAUUUUAGGCAACGGAGACGGCCCUGCAAGAUUAAGGGAGGGCGUUUGGGAGCCUGCCAUAGGCAAAAAAAGAAAGAAAACAAGAAAGCAAGGGGAGGAAGAGUUGUGUCGGUCUCACAAUUCUGUGCAGAAGGGCAGGGCAUGGGUAGAGGUUAAACUAGUCUGCAAAGGGAUUUUUUCCUAGUUCUAACAGAGAGAGAGAGAGAGAUGCCGUUCAAGUAGAAGGGAACACGUUGGCUUCUCCUCUAAUACCGGUCUGCAGUCACUGAAAUGAAAGGGUGUGUUUUCUGACUUGGAACAGGGUGCGCUGAAAUUCUCUAUACCCACUGAAGUGCUUUGCAUAAGAAGUGUUUUUAUAAAGGAGCUGUUUCCUGGUGAAACUGGAAGAGAAGGUGUGUUAGUGGUUGUGCAAAUGUGGCUGUUGAUGCACCUUUUUUUUCUACAGAGGACGGGAAGAUGAGUAGCUCUGAGGAAGUGUCCUGGAUUUCCUGGUUCUGUGGCUUGCGUGGCAAUGAGUUCUUCUGUGAGGUGAGUUGGGAUGAAGGCCUCAACAAAUGUGUGUGUGGAUUUUGUGAGAGAGGGGCUGGGAGCUAGGAGUUGGGAUGCUGCCACCACCGUUCUCCAUGCGUGGCAAUGAAUUCUUUUGUGAGGUGAGUUGGGAUUAAGACCUUAGUAUGUUUGCGUGUUAAAGCUAUGGUUUUCCUAGUAGUGAUGUAUGGAAGUGAGAGCUGGACCAUAAAGAAGGCUGAUCGCCAAAGAAUUGAUGCUUUUGAAUUCUGGUGCUGGAGGAGACUCUUGAGAGUCCCAUGGACUGCAAGAAGAUCAAACCUCUCCAUUCUUAAGGAAAUCAGCCCUGAGUGCUCACUGGAAGGACAGAUCCUGAAGCUGAGGCUCCAAUACUUCAGCCACCUCAUGAGAAGACUCCCUGGAAAAGACCCUGAUGUUGGGAAAGAUGGAGGGCACAAGAAGAAGGGGACGACAGAGGACGAGAUGGUUGGACAAUGUUCUAGAAGCUACCAGCAAGAGUUUGACCAAACUGCAGGAGGCAGAGGAAGACAGGAGUGCCUGGCGUGCUCUGGUCCAUGGGGUCACGAAGAGUCAGACACGACUAAACAAUUAAACAACAACGUUUGCAUGUAGUUUUAGUAAGAGGGGCUGGGAGCAAAAUGGCAUGAUUCCCCCCCUACAAAAAAAUAUCCUAACUCUGUAGUAGGAAGGGUGUUGGCAGUGAACAAGGACUCCUGGGUUUCUUGAGAGGAUGAAGAGUUUUAUAUAUUAGUUGGAAGUUCAUGGAAAUCUUAGGAAGCUAGUUACUUGCAUUGUAAUGCUGUACUUGUCUACUCAGAAAAAACCCCAAUGCCACUGAGUUCAAUGGAGCUUACUGCCCAGUGAGUGAGUAUAGGAUGAGAUGUCAAAUAGACUGAGGGUAUCUGAGAAGUCAGAAUAGGUCACUUGGUAGAGACAAUAGUUUAUUUGGCUGAUCUUCAGUUUGAGUAUUUUUUAUUUCUAUUCUAGGUAGAUGAAGAUUACAUCCAAGACAAGUUCAACCUGACUGGCCUCAAUGAGCAAGUUCCCCACUAUCGCCAGGCCUUGGAUAUGAUCCUUGAUUUGGAACCAGGUGAGAGAUGGUUCUUUUUGUUUUACUGAUUACAUCUCAGACCACCUGACAUUUGGGACUAAGAGUAAAUGUGGUCAGUGGUCACAGGGUUAUCCUAAUGAGGGCACACUGCUACCCUAAAGCAUCUUGCAUAUUUUGGAAUGACUAGACUUCAAGUUUCAUUUUGGUGUGUAAUAAGAAUUUACAUAGCAUGGGUACAAGAUUAUUAUUAUUAUUAUUAGUGGCAAGGUGCUUCUGUUUAUCCUGCAGGACUUGAUCUCCUUCCGCAGGGCCUGUAAGACAGAGCUAUUCCACCUGGCCUUCAGUUUGAAUUAACCUGAUCCUCUAUUCCCUUUUCCCUUUCCUCUUCUAUGAAGAAACCGUUUCUGGGACCCCACAUUUAAAUUCUUCCCUGGUCUCCUUGCUGGCCCUAGUAGGACCAACUUGGGCAGUUAGCCCUGGUGAUCAUUUGAUGUCUACUGACUGGGUUCCCCCCCCAUGACCCCUGAAUUUUUGAAUUUUAUUUAUAUUGAUGCUGUUUUUAAGUUAUAUUUAAUCAAUGUUUUAUAUUUGCUGUUAGCCGCCCUGAGCCCAGUUUUUAAACUGGGAAGGGCGGGGUAUAAAUAAAAAUUUAUUAUUAUUAUUAUUAUUAUUAAUCUACAUAAAGCACAGAUCUCUGAAAGCCUGUCUGUGAGAUUAUUAAUUUGAGACAACUUCCUGUUAAAAAAUGGCAAACAAACCAAGAGAGGGCUAGUUAAAUACUACCCUAAAAAUAUUUUUUUGUAUUCUGCUAAAACAAAAUUGUGCAUACUGCUCAGAAUGUCAAAAUCCUCCUCUGAUUUUCUACUCUAACAUUAGUGCACAUGGGGAACUGGAAUUGAAGUUUCUGAGACUUCAUUAAAAGCAGAGGUUAAGUAUUUGCAAGGAUGUAAAUUAUUGGGCCAGUUCUGUGGAGCAGCUUGCCUUGGAAACCAUACCUUUUGGAAAUCCUGAUUAUGUGUUCUUAAUUAAAUAUUAAUUAAAUAUUUUUAAAUUUAAUUUAUAUUCUGUCUUUCCAUAUGAAGUUGCCUAUUUCAUGUAUCUGAUAAAUAGCAUAGAUGUCAUUGGGUUGAACCCAACAAAAUCAUUGCAUGAGCAGAACUGCUUCCAUUCACACAACAGAACCACUCCCCCCCGCCACUCCCCGCAAAUCUCUGUGGUUUGGUGGAACCGCUAGAGCAGGGAGUGGAGAGUUCAGUUGUGCAAGCAGUUGCUUUGUUAGAUACAACCCAUAGUCUUAUUAGAGAAGCCAAGAUCAGAAACCUAUAAAGACUUCUGAUACUUUCCCUCCUUAAUUAUUCUGUACAUCUGGCAAAAAUAGUGAAUAUGUUUUGUCAAUAAGUUGUACAGCUAGAAUUUGGUGUGCUAAUUGUACAUGUGCAGUGCUAGCAUUGAGGUAUAAUGUGGUCUUAGAAACUGUUCAUAUCAGAUGAUGCAUCUUUCUACCCUUGCUUUUGACUCUUGAGGUGUAUAAUUUUUUGACCCACCUUAUUUCUGUGAUUGUAAGGUGUUUUAAAAUGUUGUUAAUACUGUGCUUUAAUGUUGUAACCUGCCCUGGGUCCUUAGGGUGAGGGGUGGGAUGAUGAUGAUCAAUUGUUUCAGCAGUGGACUCGAGCACAUGACGGGGAACCUUCAUUCUUCUCUGUCAGAGUCUCUAUGGCCCUCCUGUACUUUUCUUAUAUUAGCUCUUGACUUUUUCCUGUUCUCUUGUAGAUGAGGAGCUUGAGGACAACCCUAACCAGAGUGACUUGAUUGAACAGGCAGCUGAAAUGCUCUACGGCCUCAUCCAUGCCCGCUACAUCCUCACAAACCGUGGAAUUGCCCAAAUGGUGAAUGUCUAUGCUGUUGUAUAAGCAGGUCAUCCUGUAACUUAUUUGCUAAUGCUAAUAUAGCCACAUUGAGAUCAGAGGCAAUGAAGUCAAGAAGGGAAAGGCACUUUAACUUAUACUAUAAUAUCCUCUUGGCUGUCCUAAGUGGCCAGUGAUAGACCCGAUUUGGAAAACCUUAAAGGCUAUUAUUGAUGACCUCAUGACCUAACCAAUCUUUCUUUGGAGUUGUCUUCCCACAAUGUGGAGAGGAAGUCCUAAUUUCUUUUGCAAACACUUUCUUUUUUCUAGCUUGAGAAAUACCAGCAAGGAGACUUUGGUUACUGCCCCCGAGUUUAUUGUGAGAACCAGCCCAUGCUGCCCAUUGGUGAGUUUGUGUACUGGGGAAGAGGUUUUUUAGGAGCUAAUGGGAGGGGUCUAAAGUUGAAUUGCAUGUCAGAGUUCUUGAGUAGUGCAAUAAAGUUGUACUGAAUUGGAGGGAAUCCAGGAGGGUUGCAGGUAGGAUCAAAACUUGAGGGUGGAUACUUGCGCAAACAGGCUAUUUCAGAAUUUUUAUUGUUGAAUUAUCUGUUUAAAAGGCUUGAAAACUGCUCAUCUUAGAACUGCCAACACUUAGGUUUGAUGUUGGGUCUGAGCCCCAAAGCCACCUCUUUUUUGAACUUUGCUUUCUUCUUCACUCCUAGGCUUAUCUGAUAUCCCAGGGGAGGCCAUGGUUAAACUUUACUGCCCUAAGUGCAUGGAUGUCUACACCCCCAAAUCUUCCCGCCACCAUCACACAGAUGGGGCCUAUUUUGGGACAGGCUUCCCCCACAUGUUGUUUAUGGUGCACCCGGAGUAUCGGCCGAAACGACCUGCUAACCAAUUUGUGCCCAGGUAAGACUGCUUCAAAAGAUGUCAGGUGAAAAUAUUCCAGGAAAGUAUUGGGAUCACAGGUUUAUCCUUCCUUGCUGCUUAAAUUCAGCCAACCAAAUCCACAUUUUUUCUUGUUACUUCCAUUGGGUGCUUGUUACUCAUAUCCUUUCCAACUAACCUGCUUGAGGGCCAGCCAUACCCAGUCAUGAGGUAAUCUCUCACACAUGCAGCCACAGCCACACAUACUUUCACCAAGAAAAUUCCAGCUUCCUGGCAAAAAUAUCCUCCUACUAGUAAGGAGUCAGGAUUUGCUGAAGGUUUCUACCACAAAGUAGAAACCUCAGGUAUCCUUGGUGGCAAAAGAAAGCCUGAGAGCAGAACUGCCUUUUGGCUGGGCCAGCACUGCUUAGCUGACCUGCCCAGCUUAUUGCUACCCAUUCCAUCACUUGAAUGGAGAUACUGAGAAGGCUGAGAUGCAGGCUGGCUCAAAAGUGGUAUCCAGCUCUGUUCAGGUUGGGCUGGGCUGCUUGCCUCCCAAUAGUUUGCAUAUGAAGUAGGGUUGGGCAGUAUCUGGUUUUCAGUAUCAUGCUACAACACCAGCUUCACAUUGCAAUAUACCGAUAUAUCACAAUGUCUGAAAUAAGGAUGGAACCAUGUAGAAGCAAAUGGGGCGAUGUCCUGGCAACUGCUACCUGGACAGAGAGAGGUGGGAAGGAAGAAGCAGCCAAACCUUGUGUUGAUUCCUGGAUGAGGUGGCGUGGAGACUGAAAGCGGAAGAGUGAGAGGAGAUGCUGGAGAGAGAACCCCCCACCCCCAUAUCCAGAUAGUCAUAAGGAGAAGUCUUAUACUCGCGAUAUUUCCGGGGUGGGGGGAGAUACAUUACUUCCCGAUGGAGAAGAGAAGUAAUAAAAGUACUCCCAAGGUCGGAGCCUAUUCAGAAGAGAGACUAGUCACCCCAUAAAUAAGCAAUUCAUCCGGAGAAGUGACAAUCCAGGGCAAGUCAUCCCAGCUGCUCACAUUCCCUUAACAACGCUCCCUCACACGCCAAUUCCCCCCACAAAUUGUGACGUGGUCUGAAGUCCACAAAGAAACCAUUUGCUUAAUUUUAUUACUUUUUAUUAUUUUUUUAAUGGGGGGGGGAAUGAUGAGAAUCAGAUACGUAUCUGUGUUCCUUUCUGAAGAGAGCCAGAAGGAAGGAAACAGGAGGCAGGUGAGCCCUUGCAUUUGGAAGGCAAACUCCUUCCACUCCUCCCUAGACAGAAAGAGGGAGAAGGAAGAAGCCGGAACCUCAGUUCUUGGAUGGGAUGGAGUGAGAUGCUGAAGAGGACCCCCCCCCACACCCAUAGGGAGAAGCCUUCGCCUCCCUACACACAGCCUUGCAGGCAGUGCUGUGGGUGAUGGGGUGGGCAGGGUGGUGGGCUGAGAUGAGCCCCAGGGAAGGAACUGGAGAGGGAAGGCAGCAAGUGGGCACUACAGUUACAGGGUGGGGGGCACCAAGGCUGGCACUGUCCUCCUCUUAGUGAUGUGUUCCUAAUGGGUGUUCAGUUUGAAAAUUAAUGGAAGUUUAUCCAUACCUUUUACUGAAAUACCUGGUAGCUGUUUGAGCUUUUCUUCCCUGAAUCUUACAUUUUAACCCUUCACUUUUCUAUUUCAGACUUUACGGAUUCAAGAUCCACCCUAUGGCUUACCAGCUGCAGCUUCAGGCCGCCAGCAAUUUUAAGAGCCCAGUCAAAACUAUUCGUUGAUCUUCUACAUCCAGGUGCUCAGGGUCCUUCCCUGAUAACUCCCUUUACCCCAGUCAGGGCUGCUCAUACUUUGUUUUGAUGAAGUCCCCUGCAGAUUAUUCUUUGUCACUCUCCAGCCUGAUUUUUAGUCUCAUUUCUGGUGUGUGGUUUAAAUUAAUAAUAAACAAUUUCUGUUAAUUCCCAGAAACACAGACUGUGACAGGAAAAUUCAAUAACCAACUUGAAUGUCAUGAUUUUGUGGGGCUUUUUUUCUUUUU